Messenger RNA from Saccostrea cuccullata (small rock oyster), 316 nucleotides. Its product is annotated as heat shock 70 kDa protein 12B-like. The record is from RefSeq and is a predicted model, not a curated record. The transcript is spliced from 2 exons. Bases 7 to 270 code for a protein of 87 amino acids. Lineage: Eukaryota; Metazoa; Mollusca; Bivalvia; Ostreida; Ostreidae.
AAAGAGAUGCUGGAGGCACAAACUUGGGACACAGAGAACAUGCCCUCUACCGAUAAACUGCUGGUGGCAGCCAUUGACUUAGGUUCCACCUACAGCGGCUUUGCAUUUUCCUAUAAACAUGAAUACGAGAACGACCCUUUGAAGAUCAGGUCAAACAACUGGACAUCAGGUUCCGGGGGUCUCUUGACCCUAAAGACCCCAACCUGUGUUCUGUUCAGUAAAGACAAAGUGUUCGACUCGUUUGGUUACGAAGCGGAGGAUAAAUAUUGAGAACUGUCAGAGGAAGAGGAACAACAGGAGUGGUAUUACUUCAAGA